Mucor velutinosus is the source of this 2664-nucleotide messenger RNA. RefSeq lists its product as uncharacterized. NCBI's taxonomy places the organism in Eukaryota, Fungi, Mucoromycota, Mucoromycetes, Mucorales, Mucoraceae. Gene Ontology annotation, cellular component: nucleus. Gene Ontology annotation, molecular function: protein serine/threonine kinase activity; ATP binding. Gene Ontology annotation, biological process: protein phosphorylation; mitotic DNA damage checkpoint signaling. The transcript is spliced from 4 exons. Bases 1 to 2664 code for a protein of 887 amino acids. The record is from RefSeq and is a predicted model, not a curated record.
AUGGAUAGUCGAGGUAUACCCAUUGUCAUUCCAGCAAAGAAAUGCAACACCACACCCAAAAGAAUCACGACGCCCAAGCGAUACGAUACACCAUUGUCUCCCUUCUUUGUACGUAGUGUGAAGAACGAAUUUUCGCUGCUGGAUGCCUACGAUGACUUUUACGAUUUUCGCUUCUCCAGUCGAUACCAUCCAACAAGCGACGAUAUGCGACACAAUGUGCGUGAUCUGUAUAAAAGCAACAUGUUUACCGAAAUUAGCUCCCCAAGGCCAUCGAAACGAAUGCGGUCCUCAUUCUUUAUGGAUUCUGACAUCAUGGAUGAAGAGCAGACUGAAUUACCACAUCUCGAAGCAUCCAAGAAACCAAAAGAUAUCACUGUAUCUUCACCUAUGGAAGCCAUGACUCCGUUAGCAGACGAUGCAUUAGAUACACUCCAUGAAUCUCAGCCUGAUCUCGAUAUCCACACACAAAUCGCUGCUAUUGCUACUAUACCCAGAACAACCAGAAGAUCGAAGCAUGUACAGGAGGAGUCUUUGGUGGAUCCAAGUCAACAGCAGGAACAGACUGUGACACCAAAAUCCGUUUUAAAAUAUCAGAACCAAGUCAAAAAGGCACACCAAACACCUUUACCUUCUGACAAUUCUGUGAAUGAGAUGCCUACUAGACAAAAAUCAGCUGCAUUGAAACAACCGCCGGCAGUGAAGCCGCCUGCCAAACCAACACAUGUACAGCAGCAACAGCAAGCCCCUACCGCAUCGCCUCAAAGAUUAACUCGACGUCAGGCAAGGUUGAUUGAGGAGAAUGGCGGUAGACCUGAGUUUGCUGUGCCAGAAGCACUACCACCACCACCAUCAAAACGGAAAGGCAGAGUACCCAAACGCAAGCAGCCUGCACCAAAACAAGAGGAAACCAUUGAAAUACCUCAAGAGAGACAGCCUUUGGAGAAAGCAAUUGUGCAGCAAGUGCCACCUGUGAAGAGUAACUCUGAACAAGCAAUUGUUGAGCAACAACAAGAACCUCAGCAAGUCGUCAAUGCAGAGAAUGGGUUAGAUGUGGAUAUACAUGUAGAUGACGCACCUGAAGAAGAAGAAGCAGCAGUAGUAGUGAUUGAAGAAAAACAAGAGCAAAAGCUUCAACAAGUCGUCAAUGCAGAGGAUGUGGCAGAUGUAGACAUGCAUGUAGAUGACGUACCUGAAGAAGAAGAAGAAGCAGUAGCAAUAGUGAUUAAAGAAAAACAAGAACAAAAGCCUCAACAAGUUGUCAAUGCAGAGAAUAUCGCAGAUGUGGCAGAUGUGGGCAUGAAUGUAGAUGACGCACCUGAAGAAGAAGAAGCAGCAGCAGUAGUGAUUAAAGAAAAACAAGAGCAAAAGCUGCAACAAGUCGUCAAUGCAGAGGAUGUGGCAGAUGUAGACAUGCAUGUAGAUGACGUACCUGAAGAAGAAGAAGCAGUAGCAGUAGUGAUUAAAGAAAAACAAGAGCAAGAAGCAGAAUCCAUCAAGGCCGAGAAAAGCGAAAAGGAGCUGCAAGAAGAAAAGCUGCGAGCCUACAGAAAGAAAAAAAGCGAUGCAGAAAUUAGAAAAAUCCUGGAAGAAUUUCCUCAAAUAGCACAGUAUUAUCAAUUGAUUGAGAGAGCUGGUUCAGGCACCUUUAGUCGAGUUUAUAAGGCCAAGGAUCUGUUAGUCGAUGAAUACAUGCCAUCAAGUCAGGCAAAGAGGGUAUCGGACGCACUGGGAGAAGAUGACGCAGAUGCAAACUAUGUUGCCAUCAAGUUGAUUUUCGACAUUAGUACACCCGAGCGUGUGGCGAAUGAAAUUCGAUGUUUGUCCAUGUUAGAAGACUCUCCUGGUGUGACGCCAUUGAUCACUGCAUUUCGCCAUGAAGGCUUGACAUUUGUGGUUCUUCCUUAUAUUCAGUUUGAUCACUUUGAUGACUUUUACAGAGACAUGACAGCGGACGAUGUGAAAAGCUACAUUUCUGAAUUAUUGAUUGGCCUCAAAAGCUUGCAUGAGAAGGGCUACAUGCAUAGAGAUGUCAAGCCUGGCAAUUUCCUGUACAAUGUCAAAUCGAAAGCCGGCUAUUUGGCUGAUUUUGGAUUAGCAAGAGCUUCUUCUCUCAAAGCCAUAAAACCACCAACAAACCCAAAAGUGAAAAAUACACAAUAUACCCAAAAGGGAGAUGAAAUUGGUUAUUAUGCCUAUGAUUCAAGAUCAUCUCUACAAGCAGACAGAUCAGGUACAAAGGGAUUCCGUGCUCCAGAAGUGAUGCUCCGAUACCGCUACCAAACCAGCGCCAUUGAUAUCUGGGCAGUUGGUGUGAUUCUAUUGACGAUUCUCAGUGGACAAUACCCUAUUUUUGAGCCUGAGGACGAUGCGAAUGGAGUCAUUGAACUAGCACACGUAUUUGGCAUGAAACAACUGAAAGAAUUUACCGAAUACUAUGGGCGUACUAUACACACAAAUAUACCCACGAUACCAGAGAACCCUGUCGAUCUGGAUUCUUUCUGUCGAGAUUUCAACAAGACAGGUGUUGAGAAAUGGGAUCCACAGGACUAUGCGUCUGCCGUUGAUCUCAUGAAGCAAUGCUUGCAGCUUAUCCAUACCAAUCGACCUACAGCAGCGGAUGCGUUGAACCAUCCAUUUUUCACGUCUAUGAAAAAGAACCAUUAG